AUGGGCAAGCAUAAACCUUCUGGUAUUCGCUGUGCGCGUAAGCUGCGUGUGCACCGCCGUACUCAACGCUGGGCACAGAAGUCCUACAACAAGAGCCACUCCGUGACUGCUAUGAAAGCUAACCCGCUUGGUGGUUCUUCUAUGGCAAAGGGCAUUGUCCUCGAAAAAAUUGGCAUUGAAGCCAAACAGCCAAACUCGGCUAUUCGUAAGUCGUGCCGUGUGCAGCUUAUUAAAAACUCGAAGAAAAUUGCUGCCUUUGUUCCACGUGAUGGUUGUCUCAACUAUGUUGACGAGAAUGACGAAGUUUUGAUUUCUGGAUUCGGUCGUCGUGGUCACGCUGUCGGUGAUAUUCCUGGUGUGCGAUUUAAAGUUGUCAAGGUCUCGGGAGUGUCUCUGCUAGCUCUUUACAAAGAGAAGAAGGAAAAACCACGCUCGUAG
This is a messenger RNA of Plasmopara halstedii, 438 nucleotides long. RefSeq names its product 40s ribosomal protein s23. The transcript has 2 exons. Gene Ontology annotation, cellular component: ribosome; cytosolic small ribosomal subunit. Gene Ontology annotation, biological process: translation. The record is from RefSeq and is a predicted model, not a curated record. The coding region runs from base 1 to 438 and encodes 145 amino acids. Gene Ontology annotation, molecular function: structural constituent of ribosome. Lineage: Eukaryota; Oomycota; Peronosporomycetes; Peronosporales; Peronosporaceae.